AUGGGAGGCAGUCAGGAGCAAGCAGCUCUUGCGUUGGAGCUCUUUGAGAUGCGGCGAGAUCUAAUGAGUCGAAUUUCAGAGGAUCUUGUCAAGGAGAAGAAGCAGCUGGACGUUGAAGUUGGCAACACGGAAGCACUAGCAAAUGAAGGCUUUGGUAUUGGCAAUAGCGCAGCGACGGAGAAAGAUGCGUUGGCGUCGUGGGAUACGCAACUCUAUAUAUCCUUUUCACCUGAAGCCUUGCAGGAACUUCAAAAAGAGAAGCACCAGAGACUCGCAGCUAAAAGUCGACACUCUCCACGAGCACCGUCACCAACACGGACCAGUAGUGACCUGAAGUCUGAAAUGUUGCUCGAAGAUACACACUUCGCAAUGCAAAAGCUGAAGCGAGAGGUGGCUGAGUUGAAAACCACCAACUCGAAGCUGAUGUUGACGAACUCGCAACUGGAAGACGACCUCGCACAUUUACAAGCCAAAUUCGAAGAGGAAAAAAGAGCUCACGUAAACGGGAAGAAGUGGUUUCUACCAAAGAUCCAGAAGGUGGAGUUUGUACCUUCCGGCUGA
Messenger RNA from Phytophthora infestans T30-4, 561 nucleotides. RefSeq lists its product as uncharacterized. The transcript has 4 exons. The record is from RefSeq and is a predicted model, not a curated record. NCBI's taxonomy places the organism in Eukaryota, Oomycota, Peronosporomycetes, Peronosporales, Peronosporaceae. The coding region runs from base 1 to 561 and encodes 186 amino acids.